Molecule: messenger RNA, 3158 nt
Organism: Tupaia belangeri chinensis (Chinese tree shrew)
Lineage: Eukaryota; Metazoa; Chordata; Mammalia; Scandentia; Tupaiidae
Gene: XPC
Product: XPC complex subunit, DNA damage recognition and repair factor
Biological process (GO): nucleotide-excision repair; mismatch repair
Cellular component (GO): nucleus; cytoplasm; nucleotide-excision repair factor 2 complex
Molecular function (GO): single-stranded DNA binding; damaged DNA binding
Source: RefSeq, a predicted model, not a curated record
AGAGGAAGAGAGGCCCCAGUGAUCCAGGGGGCUCAGCAGAUGGUCCAACAAAAAAGAAAGUGGCCAGGGCGGCUGUUAAAUCUGAACGCCCGAAGGUCGUGAAGGAUGAAGCCUUCAGUGAUGAAGAAGAUGUCAGGGACUUUGCCAGCGACGUCAAGAAGGUGCACCAUUCAAAGCGAGAGGCCACCGUGGACAAAGGCAGCAGUGAAGACGAGGACAGUGAAGGCGACUGGGAAGAGGUCGAAGAACUUAACGAGCCCAUGCUCGGUGACGCGGGAGAAAGUGCAGCCCCCUCCCAGUCUGCUGUGCCUGUGAAGCCACUGGAGAUAGAGAUCGAAACGCCAGAGCAAGCCAGAACAAGAGAAAGAAGUGAGAAGAUAAAAAUGGAGUUUGAGGCACAUCUUCGGAGGAUGAUGAAGCGUUUCAAGAAAGGAGUCCAUGAGGACACCCACAAGGUUCACCUGCUGUGCCUGCUGGCAAACGGCUUCUAUCGGAAUAACAUCUGCUGCCAGCCAGACCUGCGUGCCAUCGGCCUCUCCAUCAUCCCAGCCCGCUUCACCAAAGUGCCCCCUCGAGAUGUGGACGUCCACUACCUCUCCAGCCUGGUCAAGUGGUUCAUCGGGACGUUCACGGUGAAUGCAGAGCUGUCAGCCAGCGAGGAGGACAGCCUGCAGACCACCCUGGGAAGGAGAUUCGCCAUUUACUCUGUGCGGGAUGACAGAGAGCUGGUCCACAUAUUUUUGCUGAUUCUCCGGGCUCUGCAGCUCCUGACCCGCCUGGUCUUGUCUCUACAGCCCAUUCCCUUGAAGUCAUCCACAGCAAAGGGAAAGAAAGCUUCCAAUAAAAGAGCCACGGAAGACCCUGGAGGCUCUCCAGAAACUUCCAGCCAAGUUUCAGAAAGUCACAGCAAAGCGAAGAUCAGUAAAGGAACCAAGGAAGAGAAAGCGUCUUCGGAGGGCACUGGCGAGCCAGCUGCCCGAGGGAAGAGGAGCAAGGCCGCAGCGGGGAGGAAGAAACGGAGCGGGCCUUCCUCGAGUUCGGAGGAGGAUGAGGGCCAGCAGGGCAGGCAGGAGGAGGAAGCCCUGAGGCGCCCGCGUGCCCGUGGCCGGCGGUUGGCGCCCAGGGUAUCUUACAAGGAGGAGAGUGGGAGUGACGAGGCCGGCAGCAGCUCGGACUUCGAGCCCUCCAGCGGGGAAGCCCACCCGCCCUCUGAUGAAGAUUCUGAACCCAGCCUCUCACGGCGGAGGAAAGCUCCCGCUUCUCAGAGAACAAAGGCUGGAGCCAAGAGUGACCCCAAGACCCCCGGUGGAGGCCGCCGGAAGCCCCCAGGCUCCCCAGCAGCGUGCCCCAGCUCUUCAAGCAGCAAGAAAGGCAAGAAAACUUCCAAAGACAGCGAGGAGGCAGAAAGCAAGAAGGCCGCCGGCGUGGACCAGUGGCUGGAGGUGUUCUGCGAGCGGGACGAGAAGUGGCUGUGUGUAGACUGUGUGCAUGGGGUGCUGGGCCAGCCUCUGACCUGCUACAGGUACGCCACCAAGCCCGUGACCUACGUGGUAGGGAUCGACAGCGACGGCUGGGUCCGAGAUGUCACACAGAGGUACGACCCGGCCUGGAUGACAGCCACCCGCAAGUGCCGGGUCGAUGCCGAAUGGUGGGCCGAAACCCUGAGGCCGUACCAGAGCCCGUUUGUGGAGAGAGAGAAGAAGGAAGACUUGGAGUUUCAGGCGAAGCACCUGGACCAGCCUUUGCCCACUGCCAUCGGCUUGUACAAGAACCACCCUCUGUACGCCCUGAAGCGGCAUCUCCUGAAGUACGAGGCCAUCUACCCCGAGACGGCCGCGAUCCUGGGAUACUGUCGUGGAGAAGCUGUCUACUCUAGGGACUGCGUGCACACCCUGCACUCCAAGGACACGUGGCUGAAGCAAGCAAGGGUGGUGCGGCUCGGAGAAGUGCCUUACAAGAUGGUGAAGGGCUUUUCCAACCGGGCGCGGAAGGCCCGCCUUGCCGAGCCCCAGCUGCAGGACCAUCAGGACCUGGCCCUGUUCGGCCACUGGCAGACGGAACAGUACCAGCCCCCCGUGGCCGUGGGCGGGAAGGUGCCGCGGAACGAGUUUGGGAACGUGUACCUCUUCCUGCCCAGCAUGAUGCCCGUCGGCUGCGUCCAGCUCAACCUGCCCAACCUGCAGCGCGUGGCCCGCAAGCUGGACAUCGACUGUGUGCAGGCCAUCACGGGCUUCGAUUUCCACGGAGGCUACUCCCACCCCGUAACCGACGGCUACAUCGUUUGCGAGGAGUUCCGAGACGUCCUCCUGGCCGCCUGGGAGAACGAGCAGGCGCUCAUUGAGAAGAAGGAGCAGCAGAAGAAAGAGAAGCGGGCUCUGGGGAACUGGAAGCUGCUGACCAAGGGGCUGCUCAUCAGGGAAAGGCUGAAGCUCCGCUACGGGACCAAGAGUGAGGUCGUAGCCCCACACACAGGAGGCGGACUCUCUUCUGAUGAAGAGGAGGGGACCAGCUCUCAAGCAGAAGCAGCCAGGAUUCUAGCUGCCUCCUGGCCUCAAAACCGAGAAGCCGAAGAGGAACAGAAGCCAAAGGGUCCCAGGAAGACAAAAAGGGAAAAGAAAGCUGCCGCUUCCCACCUGUUCCCUUUUGAGAAGCUGUGACGCCAGUGCCCCCUGGUGGUUAGACUGCACUUGGCUGGGCGCCUUCUGCCCAAGCUGCACUCAGACCUGGUGAGGCUAAUCUAUAGGUCGGGCCUGGCCUGGCCCAGCCCAGCCCAGCCCAGCCCCUGUCGGAUUCACCCAGGCAGGACCUGCAGAGCUUUUCGAGCUAGGGAACUCUUCCCAGGGAGACAUUUUCUGCCUCCUGGACCUGUUCUUCCCUUCUUGGGAAACGCCAGUUUUUUCGUAGACACCACUAGUAAGUGGAUGAUGGUGCGGUCAGGAAUGCACCAGCCCCGCCUUGUCUUCAUCUGUCAAACGCGUGCUCACCUCCUGCAGGUGUCAGGCUUCCUUGCAGGCCACGUUUACUAAGUAAUCAGGUGUACUAACACAGCCUCAGGCUGUCUCUACAGGGAGGGGCGCGGGCUGUCCCAGAUGACCAGCCCGUUGGGUCUGGUUUUUGAAGUGACGUUUUGUGGUGGCAGGAGAUGAGAACCAAGAGAG